AUGUGUGCGUGUUUUCACGCCGAGGCUUGCCAACCCGGCCAGCAGAGAUUCGGAGGUUCUUGCUAUCAACUCCUGAACAAGAGUAUGACGUGGGACCAAGGUGAUGCUGCCUGUUUGGAGAUGGGCACUGCCUUGGCGGUUCCCGAGUUCAUGGAUGAACAAAAAUUCAUCUAUAAAAUGUACGGAAAGAGUAAGGAUCUCUGGAUCGGAUGUAAUGACAAGGAGCAGGAAGGCAAAAUUCGAAAGGCCAUCAUCUGUCAGAGUCCCGCUCCGCUUGCUACGCCCAAGAUGUUCUGCCUGCAACGCUACGCCGACGCCCGCUCCUCAUCCCACUGCCUCACCGGUCACGUCAUCAAGGAGUUCUCGGCCACGGGUGUCAUCGCGUGCGGCUCGGCGUGCCGGGAUGAGCCUCGAUGCCGCUCCUUCAAUCUGCGACGAGGUGACCCCGGAGUGUUGAUUUGCCAGUUGAAUAACAUUACCCGUUUUUCAGCCAUUCAUGAUUUCACCUGUAUCACCAAGCCCCGUAUUGAUAUCGGCAGUGAAGAAACCUACAUCGCCGCCUUUCUACAUGGCGGUAACGCUACGCUGUCCUUCGCUCGAACAACCUACACGUACACAAGCGUCGAUAACGACCCGUUAGGGCUACCUUCAGACUACCGUUUGAAACCACGCCCGUCAUCAGAGGGAGAUGAGAUCUUUAAACUUCGAUUACCAGCGGCUGGAGGGAUGACUAGGAUUGGAGCCUUUGCCUGUAAUGCCAGGAUGACGGAUAGAAAUGACAGCAUUGGUACGAUCAUCAUGAGCAGAACCGCUGACUUCCUGCCUACCCGAGUGAGUCAGACGGUAAACCGGGGAGAUGUAGUCAAUCUGACCGUCAUUUCAAUAAACCAAUCUCGCACAAGUACCAGAUGGAGAAAAGACGGCGGUGGUGUCAUCACAGACCUACAAGACGAUCUGUACUCUGAUUUUGUCAAUGCCAGAGUCUCAGACAUUGGGAUCUAUGAGGUCCACUUAGCCGGGGAACGUAGCCACGGAAACCAGGCACUUAUGCAGUUGAUUGUCAGAGCUUGCCCAAACAAUAAAUGGAAUGCGCCCUCGUGCGACAGGCAUUGCCCAGUCUGUUUCAAUGGUGGUAUGUGUGACGACCGGAGUGGAGACUGCAUUUGCCCGCCUGGCUUCAGCGGCGAAUUCUGCAAAAGACCGAUAGGCCCCAAUCGUUUUGGCCAAUCGGGAAGUUUUCGCUGCGACUUACGUGAGUUAGGAGGCCGUCCUACGUGUGCUGGGAUGCUGUUCUGUUUACCAAAUCCUUAUGGCUGUUCGUGUGCUGCAGGGUACCAAGGAAUCGACUGCAAUGAAACAUGUGCGGAUGGUUUCUACGGAGCAGACUGUGCACAGACAUGUCACUGCAUGGACGGGGUCGCGUGUGACGGAACUACGGGCGAGUGUCGCGGGGACUGCGCGCCAGGAUUCAUCGGCAUCAACUGCCAAGUCCCAGAUGCCGUUGACGGGUUGACCGUUCAGGGCACCAGUUACAAUAGCCUGAGUCUGUCAUGGGACGCACCAGGAACCAGUCAAGAGUUCCCUUGUCCUGCAUCCGACUACUUGGUGACCUUUGACCUCAUAAACCUGGAGCAGUUGCCAGCUGCUGUAUCGGACAUAUCCAUACUCGCCAUUUCACGUGAACGAAACGAAUUCGACGUUCGUUGGACUUCCCCCGAUGGAGCCUGCCCUGCGACAUCUUACAGUGUAACAUAUGAGCUCAUCACGAUGGACCAAUGCACCAAGCAGAAUCCACCAAUCGUAACAGAUGUAGGAAAGGUCGACACUACUCACGCUACUCUCCACCUACCUGCGUAUUACUCAGAGUACAGAGUGAACGUCUCGUCAAUCAAUGAAGCUGGACAUGGUGAAACAAAAUUCGUAGAAUUGUUCACCAGCGAAAACACACCAAUUGCAGCACCGGUUACCCGAAGUACAGCAACCUAUGACAGCAUCACGUUCUCCUGGGAUCCUAUCCCUUGCGGCAGUAGACGUGGCAAUAUCACUCACUACGCGUACGCAUUCAGAGGGCCAAGACCACAAGAAGAGGACAGAACUAUCGACAAGAGAAAUAUCUCAGAGCUUUCUGUUACCUUACAUGAUUUAUCACCGUGUACCACGUACUCAAUCAGAGUUCGAGCAUAUACUCGCAUUGGAGCAGGUCCAUGGACAAACUGGACACACCAAGACACAAUCUUGAAGGACGACAUCCAAUCCCUCACCCUGGAACCUUCAAGAAAUGGCAUCCGGGUCACCUGGACAAGUACCAGGGACGAGGGCAACCUUUGCCCUGCGUCCUCGUACCGGGUUAGUUACCAACUUCUCAACUUGGAGCAGUGCCAGCCACAGACCGACUCGGCCCCGAUACACGCAGCAGUUGUAAACAGCAGUGGUAUCGAGCUAACUUCGAUGCAUGCUUACUCUACGUACAGCGUGCGCGUGGAACCAGGGCAUCACCCUGGAGAAGAUUUUUCAGAAAGAAAGACGGUGACGACUGAUGAGGGAGUCCCAUUGGCUGCUCCUGAAGUUGACAGCGUUUCUUCGUCCAAUCAAAUCACUCGAGUGUCUUGGCAUCCGAUUCCCUGCGGCAAAAGAGACGGUGACAUCACAGGCUACACGUACGAGCUGCGUGACGCAUCUGGGUCCAUGAUACAAACAGCCGACACCACGGCAGAGUCUGUUGAAGUCGAUGGUCUGUCACAGGGGGCGUCCUACUCCUUCAGGCUGUGGGCGUCUACGCGGGUAGGACCUGGUCCCUGGAUAGAAUUCAGCAUGGUGAUAAUAAAAGUCGAUUCGGGAAGCAGCGUCGCCAAUACGGUUUUCAGUGGUGGUGUAGGAAUUGCCAUUGGCAUCAUACUUGCCACUGCUGUUGCCUUGCUGAUGGCUUUUGCCAGACACUAUCGAAAACGCUCUCAGAGGGCUAAGAGGUCAGCAAGUAGGCCAAUGCCUGAGUCACGUGCACAUGAUGAUGCCGACGCCAUAUACUUUGACAUAAACGACGAUAUCGAAUUGAAGAAGAUAUCAGCAACACCAAGCCGUGAAUCAGCUACUGGGGCAUCCACUGUGCCGUCUGGGAAAUCAACAACACGUGCGUUGGCACCUCGAGCAUCCACCAAACGUUCAACUGCGACGGCAACCAAAAAGCCUCAGAUGGCGGCCGGUCAGAGUGGAGCGCGCCACUACGAAAACACGGUCAUUCCGUAG
Molecule: messenger RNA, 3243 nt
Organism: Patiria miniata (bat star)
Lineage: Eukaryota; Metazoa; Echinodermata; Asteroidea; Valvatida; Asterinidae
Product: tyrosine-protein kinase receptor Tie-1-like
Exons: 15
Coding region: 1-3243 (1080 amino acids)
Molecular function (GO): protein binding
Source: RefSeq, a predicted model, not a curated record